Molecule: messenger RNA, 2091 nt
Organism: Tripterygium wilfordii
Lineage: Eukaryota; Viridiplantae; Streptophyta; Magnoliopsida; Celastrales; Celastraceae
Product: chaperone protein dnaJ 13-like
Exons: 13
Coding region: 174-1796 (540 amino acids)
Source: RefSeq, a predicted model, not a curated record
CCUCGGUCGAUCAGAGACCAACGUUUCAGAAUCCCACUCUCGCCUUAGCCAACUCAGCCCCUAAAACCCAAAACCCCUGCAAAAAUCUCGCCCUUUAUUUCGUGGUCUCGAAGAAGAGUGCGCGAACGCAAACUCGAACGCUGUUUAAUGAGGAGAGAUUGAUAGCGUAGAAGAUGAAGGAAGAAGACGGGGGACCCCCGAAUAGAGAACUGUACGCACUGCUCCACUUGUCACCGGACGCCACCGAUGAAGAAAUCAGGAAAGCUUAUCGUCAGUGGGCUCAAGUCUAUCACCCUGAUAAAUACCAGGAUCAUCUUAUGAAGGAAACUGCCACACAAAAUUUUCAAAGGAUAUGCGAAGCAUAUGAAAUAUUGUCAGAUGAAAAUAAGAGACAAAUAUAUGACAUAUAUGGUAUGGAAGGGUUGACUUCUGGUUUGGAACUUGGUCCAAAGCUGAGCAAAGCAGAAGAGAUAAAGGAAGAACUUGAAAAGUUGAGGCGGAGGAAGGAGCAAGAAAAUACGUCUGCACAUGUCCGUUCUUCAGGUGUAAUACUGGCCAAAUUGUCUUUGCUGCAGUUUUUAGACGGCCAUGGCAUCAUGGGAGGAAUGGCUAUGGCCAGUCAACUUGACUCUCAACUAUCCAAACGUGAUACUGUUACAAUUGGUGGAAGUUUACAAGUUAAUGAAACCUUUGGUGGUGGAGCUGCAACUGUUCUGCUCAGGCAUCGGCUUUCCACGGUUUCAUCCAUAGAAUUUAUGGCUUCAGCUGGUCUGCGAACUCUUAUUGGGGUACAAACAACACGUCACCUAUCUUCACACUCAUCAGCAACUAUGGCCAUUUCAAAAUCUUUGACAGACGGUUCAAUAAAUCUUUCUAAUUCUUGGACCUGCCAACUUUCUGAAACAGCAAGUGGAAAUAUAGAACUUUUGCUAGGUUCUGAAUCAUCUAUUGCAGUUGGAUGGCGAAAAAAAGAUGAAAAGAUAUCUACAUCCGGAGAGCUGAAGAUUGGCACCACUUCGUUUGGGGCAUCGACUCAUUAUACUCAUCGCUUUUCCUCCAAGUCUCAUGGUCGAAUUGCUGGCAGAUUUGGAAGCACUGCUCUUGAGAUUGAAGUUGGUGGUGGAAGAAAAAUAUCUAAAUUCAGCACUGUCCGGAUGCUGUAUACUGUUGGAAUUCAGGGAAUUUUUUGGAAAUUCGAAUUGCACCGUGGGGGACAAAAGUUAAUUAUUCCUGUAUUACUUUCCAGCCAUCUGAAUCCUGUGUUUGCAACUGGAGCAUUUAUAAUUCCAGCAUCAGUUUACUUUUUACUCAAGAAAUUUAUCAUUAAACCAUAUUAUCUCAAAAGGGAAAAGCAGAAAGCUCUUGAGAAUUUUGAGAGAACCUCUGCCCAGGUUCAAGAAGCAAGAGCAGCCGCGGAAAAGGCUCAGCGGUUGUUAGAAAAUGUGGCCAAUAGGAAAAGAAAUAGGCAAAUUGAAACAAAUGGCCUGGUCAUCAGUAACGCGACGUAUGGAAGUUCUAAGGUUUUGAAGAAAGGAGAUGAAUCAAGAGAAAUGAAUGAUAAAUCAACUUCCCAAGUUUUGGACGUUACGUUACCUCUUAAUUUCUUGGUUAAUGAUUCUGGUCAACUCAAGCUUCACGAGGGUGUGAAGAAGUCGGGCAUUAUGGGGUUUUGUGAUCCUUGUCCUGGAGAACCUAAGCAGUUGUAUGUGGAGUACAAUUAUCAUGGCCAGAGAUGCGAGGUGUUUGUUGAUGAUUAUGCGGAGUUGGUAAUUCCACAAGAAGCACACAGGAUCUAGAUUCACUUAAAGACUAUGCAUUCCUAUCAACAUUUCACUUGGAUUUUCGAAGCAAUGAAAGCAGGUGACACCGUCGUCCCCCCGUUAUAAGUGUCUUGUUUCGGAAUAACAUUUAAUCGGGGGGAGUUGAUGAAAUAUUUUUUUUCCUGUUUUAUACUACUCACAUGGAAUAAAAGUCCUGUAUGCUGAUUUAGAGGUGAAACAUCCUUUUCAGUUGGUUGUUUUCCCCCCUGAACAUGGCAGUUAAUUUUUGGUUUUUGCCACCAGUGUAAUUGAAAAUAAGGACUUGCCUCUA